UACCAUCACCAUCCAUGCAAUUCCCGUCUUUAUUACAUUAGAGAAUCCCACUAUGCCUUCUUUAAUCCAAAAAGAAACAGCAUCUGCCAAUACUAAUCUCAGAAUUCUUCACCACCUUUCUUCAACUUUAUUAUCUUCCCAUAUUGACAUCUCUCAAUCUUUUUAAGUGGGGUAGCUAGUUUGUAUGUGGUUGAGCAAUGCUGACAAUCCAAAUGCUGUGAUGCACUAAGCCUUAUAAGGGUCUGUUACUGACAUCCAAGCUUCACCAGCAUAAGAAGUGCUUAUUCCAGAAGUUGGGCUGUGCUUCAUUUUUCAUAGAGAAAGCAGGAUGAGGUUUCUGCACAACUUGGGUUUCUUCUGUAUUCUUUUUCUUGUUUCACCACUUUUCACUUCAUCCCAUGAACAUGUGAAAGGUGUAAGCAAUCACAAAGAACACAUUCAUAAGCACAUGAGUCGCAAACUAUCAUUCGAAAUUACGCUUCAUGGGUUUCUGCUUUGGGCUUCAAUGGGGUUCUUGAUGCCGGUAGGAGUACUGGCCAUUAGAAUGUCACACAGAGUGCAAUGUAGAAGAAGACUCAGAAUUCUGUUCUACGUUCAUGCUUUAUCUGAGAUACUCUCUCUACUUCUUUCAACAGCAGGAGCUGUAAUGUCCUUCAGAAACUUCAACAACUCCUUCAACAAUAGGCACCAAAGGAUUGGGGUUGGCCUCUAUGGUCUGAUAUGGCUGCAAGCUCUAAUCGGCAUUGUAAGGCCACAAAGGGGGUCCAAAGGAAGAAGCAUGUGGUUUUUGGUGCAUUGGAUGCUUGGAACUGCAAUAUCUCUGCUUGGGGUACUCAACAUAUACACAGGUUUAGUAGCCUACCAUGAGAAGACAUCAAAAGGCAUAAAGUUUUGGACCAUAGUUUUCACAGCUGAAGUAUGUUUCAUUACCUUCUUCUACCUGUUCCAAGACAAAUGGGUUUAUAUACAAAAGCAAGGAGUGAGUUUGGGUAAUGAAUCAAAAGGGGCCACCACAGAUCAAGUGCUUUUGCCAAGAGACAAGCAAAAGGAAGUUGCCCUGGCAGAGUCUUGUUAAGAAAGCAAGUACCAAAUGACUUGUUUUAAGUAACAUGGAAUUUCUCCUUUUUCCUUUUUCAUUAUUUUUCUUAUAUACAGAAUAUAUAUCUUUAGGUCCUUUUUUUUUUUUUUUUUCAAUAGGAACUUGGUGAUGGUGUUCAUAGCAGGUGAAAAUUGGGUGUUGGGAUGAGGAUCUCUUGAAUAAUAAGAUGAAUCGUUUAUGUUUUCUAGCUUGCUGAAAACACACCAGUA
Molecule: messenger RNA, 1308 nt
Organism: Rosa rugosa (rugosa rose)
Lineage: Eukaryota; Viridiplantae; Streptophyta; Magnoliopsida; Rosales; Rosaceae
Product: cytochrome b561 domain-containing protein At2g30890-like
Exons: 4
Coding region: 329-1075 (248 amino acids)
Molecular function (GO): transmembrane monodehydroascorbate reductase activity
Source: RefSeq, a predicted model, not a curated record